Messenger RNA from Arctia plantaginis, 285 nucleotides. The record is from the annotation of a GenBank genome assembly. Lineage: Eukaryota; Metazoa; Arthropoda; Insecta; Lepidoptera; Erebidae.
AUGUUUGUAAUUACAUCAGGGGUUAGCAGUGUUGGCAGUGCGGUGUCGGGAGCGGGCGGCUACGCGGGCCUGUAUGGCGGCUACGCGGCAGCUGCGCUAGCCGGGCUAGCCGGUCCACCGCCAAAGCGCAAGCGCCGCCAUCGCACCAUCUUCACUGAGGAGCAACUCGAACAGCUCGAGAGCACCUUCGACAAAACUCACUACCCCGAUGUCGUGUUAAGGGAGCAGCUCGCGUUGCGAGUUGACCUGAAAGAAGAACGAGUGGAGGUAAGCAAUAACUUCUAA